Molecule: messenger RNA, 1292 nt
Organism: Aspergillus saccharolyticus JOP 1030-1
Lineage: Eukaryota; Fungi; Ascomycota; Eurotiomycetes; Eurotiales; Aspergillaceae
Exons: 3
Coding region: 1-1272 (423 amino acids)
Source: RefSeq, a predicted model, not a curated record
AUGAAGAUCAUCUGCCAGACUUGUCAUGAGUUUGUUGAAGACUUGUUCUCAGACAUAGCAGAAAGAUCCGGGAAACAUUCCUCAGGUACAGGUCUACACGUGAUAGACUUCAUCGGAGAAUUGCGUUAUUGGCACGAUUUUCAAGAUGAAGUUGAACAGGUUCUCGCAAAAGUCGAAUGGGAAAACUAUCAGCAUCCUGUCACAGCUUAUAUUGAGACAGGUGAUGUUUAUUACAGAGAGCAUUUUCUUUGCGGCGCCGAAAUCUCAAGCAGCGCCCGCUUUAUAUCGAAUGUUCUAAACCCGUUAACUGGUGUUGCUAAUAUCCUCGGAUAUCCUCUGUACUUCGGCGAUUGGACUGUCACUGUGGAUAAGUUGAAAUGGCCGGUUCUAACCCUAGCCAACGAGCAGGAUAAAAUUUUCACUGGCAAACCGGGCACCAUCACAGAGACAGAAGGCAAAGCCCGCGCAAUUGGGGAAGCCAAGCACCCCUGGGGAACUCUCCCUGACGCGAAUAUCAAGCAAGCUCUCAAGGGGGACAAGGAGGGCGAGAAGCUUCUCCGAAGGUUUCUCGGACAGAUAGCAAGAGAUAUGUGGGCUGCGAAUCUCAAAUAUGCUUUCAUGACUAAUUACAGAUGGACUGUUUUUCUUCGUCGUGAAUUCAGCGAUGGAAAGUGGACUCUUUAUCAUUCUGAUGCGAUAAAGCAUGAUUCAAAAGCGCAACAUCGAGACCACACAGCAAGCAUUUCAGUACGACAAUGCGUUCUCUUUACCAUGAUCAAAGUGGCCUCCUCCAACCCGGAAGACUGGUCAACUAAUGAAUCACGGCGUGGACCCCUCUCGACUUGGGUGUAUAUUGCCCCCGACAAGAAGGAAGGCACGGAGAAAACAACAAGUUCUAACCUCUAUCUCUCAAGAGUUCAAGGUGAACGUGGUCUGUUUUCGGAAGGCUCAAUUGCUUUGGCCAACAAUGAUUUACCUGGGAAGGGAUUUGCGGCUGGCAAAGCACCAGAGCUUACUCUGCCGCACCGCUCAUUUUCCACCACUCAGAUCAACUCGUCAAAUCAAGAAAAAGAGCCUACGGGUGCCACGCAGGAAAGCCUCAAGGGUAAAGGGAAGACAGCCGAAAGUACCGAUAAGCAAGGCGCCAAGGGUAAAGGAAAGACAGCUGGAAGUACCGACAAGGAAGGUGCCAAGGGCAAAAUGAGGGCAAUUGAAAGUACUGAUAAAGGUAGCUCCAAGACCACAAGGUCCACAGGGAGUCUCCAAAAGUGAGAACAAAUAGGCUCAAGAAC